GAAUAAGCUAUCCAUUUUCCACAUCAUUGUCAAUCAAAUAUAUUCAUGAGUGAAUGACACUAUAGCCCCUAGAUUUUAUCUCAAAAGGACUAUGUAGCUAAAUGGUAAAAAAGAUUGGAUUUACCAAUUAGUGAAAGCUGUGGUAAGUUAAAAAAAAUAAAAAUAUUACAAAAUUGUGUGUCUUUAUGGAAGCUGAGCUGUAUUCGUAUUGAUCGACUCUGCACGGAGAGAUCUGAUUCUUUCCUCACAUCACCAAAAUGGAAGAGAUCUCCGAUCAAAACUUCUUCCGCUACUGCCUCCUAACCCUAAUUUACUCCGGCCCACCCACCGCCAUCGCUCUCAAAUUCCUCCAAGCUCCUUACGGCAAACACAACCGUUCCGGAUGGGGUCCCACUUUAUCCCCUCCCCUCGCUUGGUUCCUCAUGGAAAGCCCCACCUUAUGGCUCACUCUCAUCCUCUUCCCCUUUGGCCGCCACUCUCACAAUCCCAAAUCUCUCCUCCUCAUCUCCCCUUACCUCCUCCAUUACCUCCACCGCACCAUCAUCUACCCUCUCCGCCUCCUCCGCAGCUCCUCGAGUAAAACCGCCUUCCCGAUCAGCAUCGCCGCCAUGGCUUUCACCUUUAAUCUCCUCAACGCCUAUGUCCAGGCGAGGUGGGUUUCUCAUUACAAGAACGAUUACGAAGACGGACAGUGGUUCUGGUUGCAAUUUAUCGUUGGUACGGUGAUUUUUAUAACCGGUAUGUGGAUUAACAUCACAUCGGACCGGACUUUGGUACGAUUGAAGAAAGAGAACCGGGGAGGUUAUGUGAUACCGAGAGGAGGCUGGUUCGAGUUAGUUAGCUGUCCGAAUUACUUUGGAGAGGUGGUUGAGUGGUUGGGCUGGGCUGUAAUGACUUGGUCUUGGGCCGGUAUUGGAUUUUUUCUAUACACGUGUUCCAACUUGAUCCCGCGCGCACGUGCGAGUCAUAGAUGGUAUAGUGACAAGUUUAAGGACGAGUACCCCAAGACUCGCAAAGCUGUUAUUCCUUUUGUGUUUUGA
Messenger RNA from Eruca vesicaria subsp. sativa (arugula), 1040 nucleotides. Lineage: Eukaryota; Viridiplantae; Streptophyta; Magnoliopsida; Brassicales; Brassicaceae. The record is from the annotation of a GenBank genome assembly.